UUCGUGUAGUAGUGAAAGGCGCGUGUUUAUUCUAGUGUGUAAAAUGUUUGUUAACAUUAUAUUUUGCUUUGUUUUAUUAAAAUUGGAUUUUAUGGAAGCAUUUUUUCUGUUUGCGGAUAAGUCUGAGCCAAUCUUCUUCUGCUACAAAAUAUGCCCUUUGUAUUGUUCGCCGCGUCGACAUGAUCUCGAUGAAUCAUCUCUGAUUUACAUUGAAGAUGAACAACCGCAUCCUUACUUCGAUCACUCUCCAAACGAAUAUCACGCACCACUUCACUUCGGUCAUUAUUUCUUCUGCAAAACCACAACAACGACCCCCAAGCCAACCACGACCACCACCCAGGCGCCGACCACCGAAGAGCCAUCAUGGAUUUGCAUGACCUGUAUGGAUAAAUGUAGAUAUGGUAAAAUUAAGAAAGAAUAAAAGAAAUUUAACUCCUAAA
This is a messenger RNA of Bombyx mori (domestic silkworm), 440 nucleotides long. RefSeq lists its product as uncharacterized. The record is from RefSeq and is a predicted model, not a curated record. The coding region runs from base 44 to 421 and encodes 125 amino acids. The transcript has 3 exons. NCBI's taxonomy places the organism in Eukaryota, Metazoa, Arthropoda, Insecta, Lepidoptera, Bombycidae.